This is a messenger RNA of Triticum dicoccoides, 3103 nucleotides long. RefSeq lists its product as uncharacterized. The transcript has a single exon. Lineage: Eukaryota; Viridiplantae; Streptophyta; Magnoliopsida; Poales; Poaceae. The record is from RefSeq and is a predicted model, not a curated record. Gene Ontology annotation, cellular component: intracellular membrane-bounded organelle. The coding region runs from base 97 to 2784 and encodes 895 amino acids.
CUCCCGGUGAGUCGUCUCCUCUCCACUUCCAUCUACACCAAGCGGGGAGGGGAUGAGAGGGGAAGGAGAUCUCAAUCCCCGCUCCCCGCCUCACCAAUGGCGCCGCCGCUCCUCCUCCUCCUCCUGCUCCUGAUCCGGGCCGCCGGGACCUCCUCCGCGCCCGCGCCCCCGGCCUACUCCGCCCACUGCCCGGCCCCGCCCGCCGUGCCGGACCUCCCCGCGGGCGCGGGCCCCGCCUCCGCCGCCCCCGCCCCCGCGCUCCAGCUCUCCACCGGCUACUUCUCCGGCGGCGGGGACCUCCUCUUCGGCCCGGACAACGGCGCCCGCCUCCCGCGCUCCUUCGCGCUGCUCCCCACCUCCGUCCUCCCCACCGCCGACGCCUCCGUCCUCCGCGUCGCCGCCACGCUCUCCUUCUCCGGCGCCGGCCGUAACCGCAACGGCAUCUGGCCCUCGGGCCGCAACCGCCGCCUCUUCGACUACGACGGCCAGCAGCACCGCCUCCGCCCGCGCCUCCCGCGCUUCGUCGGCCGCCGCGGCUCCCUCGUCUUCGACCUCCACGGCUACUACUCCUCCGCCUCCGGGGACCUCUGCAUGGUCGGCUCGGGCUCCGGCCGCGCCGCCGACGGCCGCCCCGUCGCGCUCCUCGCCGCCGUGCUCCGCCUGCGCUUCCCCCGCCCCGCCAACCUCUCCAGCCCCUUCGUCACCGGCCGCCUCGAGAGCACCGGCCCCGGCCCCGGCGUGGCGUUCGAGCCCGUCUCGCUCCUCGCCUACGCGGAGGAGGGGUACGCCUACGCCGAGAGCGCGUCCUGCCCUCGCCCGCCCGCCGACGGCCGCGACGUCCGCCAGCUGUUCGGCGGGAGGAACUUCACGUGCCCCGGCCUCAGGUCGCUGCUCAAGCCGGGGUUUAGGCUGGACUACGGCAACGGCGGCCAGUCGGCCGCCUCCUCGCUGGGGAUUAACCAGACGCACAUGUUCGUCAACAGGGUGCACUGCGCGGCCGACGGCGCCGUGCGUGUCUAUGUGGCCUUCUCCAACAUGUCAGAUUAUUCCAGGUAUUACUUCAUGGUCACCGAGAAGGCGAUUGUGGCAGAGGGCUUCUGGGAUCAGAAUUCGAACAGGCUAUGCCUCAAAGGAUGCCAUGUGGUAAACUCAGGAUCAUCCCGUGCGGAAUUGACUGUCAGUGAGUGCGGGAUUGGGAUGACCUUCUGGUUCCCGGGAGUGUGGUCGAUCCAGGAACGGAGCUUUUCUGCAGGGUUGGUCUGGAACACCAGCCUGAAAAGCGACCAGGGCAUUGCCGGAUAUUCAACUGCGGUUAGGGGUAACUUUGGGGGUUUGAAGUACAACUACACCAAGGUUGAGGAGGCAACCAAGUAUUACAAGCAGUAUGGCCUGAACAAGAAGAGGAAGGGCAAGUUCCCAGAUAGAAAUUCGUAUCUAGACUUGGCGUUCCGGUUCAACUUGCAGAAACGGGGUGGUUCUGGGUACGCAUCGCCGAUCACAAUUGGGACCAUGUUGUCUGAUGGGAGCUCUUUUGUGCUCUCAAACCUUUCCACUCGCCCUGCAGUGCUGGAGACGAAGCAGAGACUACUUAAUGUCAGCUACAAUAUCCGAUAUGUUGGGCAUUGGUCACUAGCAACAUUUGAACCGCAACAGAUCUCGGCGGAAGGUGUUUAUGACACCGAGACAGGCUCCUUGUGCCUGAUCGCAUGUCGACGGGUUAAUGUCUCCUCCUCAGACUGUAAGAUUUUGAUAACUGCUCACUUUGCUAGUCUGGACGCGAAAGCAGCAAAACAUGUCCAGGGGAAAAUUAUAAGCUUGAGGGGCAAGACCGACCCUCUUUUCUUUGAAACGCUGGACAUUGACUCAUAUGGGAUGUACAUAGGCCAAGUGGAAGAAUCAAUAUGGAGAAUGGACCUGGAAAGCACCAUGGCCCUCAUCUCAAUGACUCUGUCGUGUGCCUUCAUUGCUGUGCAGCUGUUCCAUGUCAAGAAGGUCCCUGAAGCGCUCCCUGCUAUGUCAAUCACUAUGCUUGUUGUGCUCGCUCUGGGUUACAUGACCCCUCUCGUGCUCAACUUUGAGGCUCUUUUCAAGCACAGCAACAAACAGACUGUUCCCUUCUCCGGUGGUGGUUGGCUUGAGGUGAAUGAGGUCAUGGUGCGAAUCAUCACAAUGGCGACGUUUCUGCUGCAGCUGCGCCUUCUUCAGUUGGCAUGGUCUGCACGGUCUUCUGUGGAUGGAAGCAAACACGAGGCAUGUGCUGCAGAGAGGAAAGUGCUCUGGGUGUGCUUGCCGCUGUACAUCAUAGGUGGAGUUAUAACAGCGAUUGUCCACAUGAGAACCAACCACAGCAGAAGGAUGUUGAGGCAAGUUGCUCGCCUCAUGCCGUCACGACAUACAUUCUGGGAGGACAUUGUCCCUUACGGGGGCUUAUUGCUCGAUGGGUUCCUGCUCCCCCAGGUCAUCCUGAAUGUGUUCUCAGCCUCUAAAGUCAGAGCGCUUUCCCCAGUGUUUUACAUCGGGGGCACCAUGCUGCGUGCGCUGCCUCAUGCAUACGAUGCAUACAGGACCCAUCACUUUGUGCGCAGCAUGAGGCCAUCCUACAUCUACGCGAGCUCUCGCGACGACCUCUUCAGCCUCGCGUGGGACAUCGUCAUACCUUGUGGGGUGGUCCUGCUGGCCACGCUUCUCUUCUUUCAGCAGUGGCUUGGGGGCGCCUUCUUCGUCUGCUCCAAGAGACGGAAGCCAUCGAGCGAAUACGAAAUGGUUUCCACGGUCAGCUCUUAGCAAGUUCCUACAGCUUUGUUCAUCGCAAGAUAAGUGGAAGUAGAGGAGGGGUUUACAUAUAGUCUUGAGAGAUAGUUUUUUCUGUUUCCUGAUGGAUGAACAUUUACCCCAAAUUGGCGCUUGUUUGCGGCGAAAACUUAUACAUGCAUGUAUACAAAAGAAGGAAACCAGAUCAGGCAAGGUUCGGUUCUUGAUUCACAGUUCCUUUUCCUAUGCUAUCCUUUGGUUUAUGGUUGACAUUCCCUGUUGUUCUGGUAUUCAGUCAGGGCUAGCUAUUAGCCCAGGUAGAUUUAUGUCUGAAUUCGUUGGAAUUAAUCUG